Molecule: messenger RNA, 1483 nt
Organism: Ruditapes philippinarum (Manila clam)
Lineage: Eukaryota; Metazoa; Mollusca; Bivalvia; Venerida; Veneridae
Product: integrin-linked kinase-associated serine/threonine phosphatase 2C-like
Biological process (GO): protein dephosphorylation
Molecular function (GO): protein serine/threonine phosphatase activity; cation binding
Source: RefSeq, a predicted model, not a curated record
UAUGUGCAGCAGGAAAGGGGAAACAUUAAACUGGAAGAAGAAAAUACCAAUAAAGAUUUACAUAAGAAACAAAAGCUAGGAAUAGUGUAUGAAAUAGACAGCUAUAUUGUGGAGAGGCAAGGAGAGAGAGAGGAUAUGCAAGACGCCCAUCUUAUCAUGCAAGAUUUUACAUCAGAAAUACCUAAUCUACAUUCUUCUAUUUACAGAGUGUCCCUGUAUGGAGUGUUUGACGGACAUGGAGGAGUCAGAGCUUCGAGGUUUGCAUCAGAGAAUUUGCAUAAAAAUCUCCGAGAUAAAUUUCCUAAGGGUGAUAUAACAGUAGUGGAGAAGGAGAUAAGGAAAGCUUUUAUUGAUGCGUUCAAAAAGACAGAUGAGGAUUUCCUGAAACAAGCAACAAAAUCAAAGCCAGUAUGGAAGGAUGGUACCACAGCUAUAUUGGUUCUUCUCAUUAAUGAAACCAUGUAUAUUGCCAAUAUUGGUGACAGCCAGGCAGUGUUAUGUCGUUACAAAGAAGACACUAAGACAUGUGUUCCUGUACCUCUCAGUGUUCCCCACAAUCCCUCACUGUACGACGAGAGAAUGAGAAUACAAAAACAAGGGGGUCAUGUCAAGGAUGGUCGUGUAAUGGGUGUACUGGAAGUAUCUAGGUCAAUAGGGGAUGGUCAGUAUAAAAAACUAGGUGUAACCUGUACACCUGAUGUGAAGAAAUGCACUAUAACUGAUAAUGACAGAUAUGUGAUAAUAGCUUGCGAUGGACUGUGGAAAUGUUUUGAACCGGCUGACAGCAUUAAUUUUACAAAUAAAAUAUUACAAAAUGAUGGCUCUAGUUCUAAAGAAACAGAAGAAAAUAAAACAAGAAAUAAUAGAUAUGAGACUGCAUGCAAUAAACUAGCUAAUGAGGCAGUGUUACGGUUCAGUGGAGAUAAUGUGACAGUGUUAUUAUUAGCAAUAAGGAAAUGUAGAUGAUACUCUGACAGUCAUACCUGUUGCUGAAAUGUUAUGGUAAUCACCUGCAUUAUACACCAACAGUUAUUCCAGGAGAUUGCCAUCACUUGAUUAAGUGUUUAUUAUAUUCUAUAAACAUACAUGGUUAUUAUGGUAACUUUUAAUUAAGUUAUCUUUUGUACAGAAAAGUGUACUAAUGUAGCAAUAAGUGGGUAUGAAGUGUAUAAUAACAUGUAGUUGUAUCCUAGUUUGGAGACCUUUCUAUUGAAAAUGUGUCGGAGUUAAAUCGUAUACCCAUAAAUUGUAUCAUAGUUUGGAGACAUUUCUAUUGACAAUGUGUCAGAGGUUAAUUGUAUACCCAUACAUGCUCAGUGUGGUAACUGGAGUGCAGGUAUUAGUUACUUGCACUCCAUUUACCGCGCUUCCCUCGAGGAUAAACAUAGAGCAUGCUCGAUGAUAGGCUACAUUUUUUCCUGGGGUUUACUUUUUGUGACAAUAGGGAAAGUGAUAAUGAUAAAAAAUUAUAUUCAGAUGCUCA